Glycine soja is the source of this 1710-nucleotide messenger RNA. RefSeq lists its product as uncharacterized. The coding region runs from base 286 to 1578 and encodes 430 amino acids. The record is from RefSeq and is a predicted model, not a curated record. Gene Ontology annotation, molecular function: DNA binding. The transcript has 3 exons. NCBI's taxonomy places the organism in Eukaryota, Viridiplantae, Streptophyta, Magnoliopsida, Fabales, Fabaceae.
UCAACUAAAGUACAAAACUCUUUCAUAUAAACAAACCUUUAAUUCAUCCAGGCCUCGUCAAAUUCUCCGGCCCAUGGGCUGAAGCCCGAAUGAGUGGCCGCAUAGCCCGGCCCGGGCUCAAGCCCGAAACCUACAUACCCGAGUUUCUGUUCCUCGUCCAUUGUCUCCGUUUGAAACAGUUUCAGUUUCUGUCUCUUUCUUCGGCUGCUACGUUCUCUGAACUUCCAUCGACGCGCCGGCAAACGCCUUCUGCACGCUUCGUGUAACAGCAGAACCCAAGAGAAAAUGACAAAUGAGAAUACAACAGGCAUUGAGAUAGAUUAUGAAUAUGAAGAUUGCAAUAAUUCUAAGCGCCCAAAAAUGACUUCUAAAGUAUGGGAAGAAAUGCAGCGUAUUCAUACCACUGAAGGUAGUAAAGUUCUGUGCAGACACUGCGGAAAACUGUUGCAAGAUAACUGUGGAACUUCUCAUUUAAAGCGUCAUUUGAUCAUAUGCCCUAAGCGUCCUAAACCAAUGGAUAUUAUUACUCAAGAUUCAAUGCCUACGGUGUGUUUUAGAGGUCCUAGCAGUGUCAAAGAUUCUGGAUUAAACACAGUUCUUAUGGUUCGCCCAUUAAAGGUCGAACCUGAAUCUCAAAUCCCAUGUUUUUCUCAGACUCCAAAUAUUCAACUUCCGACUGCUAUUGCAUCCAUUGAAAAUUCUCCCAGUCCUGUACAAGAACUACAUCCAAAAACUAGUUCCCCCCUUUUGCUGCCUGGCAUAGAAUCUCCCAAGAAUCAAGGGGAACUGACUCUGGAUGAUGUAGAAAUGAAAGCAUUUUAUGCUUCUCUUGAUGCCGAGACCUCAGUUAUGUCACCUUCCCAAGACACCUCAGUCAUUACUGAAUUAUCCAAUUCCACACCUUGUGAAGAGACCAAGAAAGCAUUGAAAACACUGCAGGACCUUUUUUCCAAAGAUUUCUCUGAUCUAUUGCAUACUGAACAAUCUGGUACCAUCAAGGCUGCCAUUGAAUACCUUUCCAAGUUGUCUGCAGACGAUGGAAUCUCUGUAGAAAUGAGGUUGUUGGUAUUAGAAGUUUCUAGAGAAUUCACUCGCUGGAGUUGCGACUACAAUGAUGCUAGUAGGAAAAUAGAGUCUGCCAGCACCAAUAUCUCAAAAGCAGAUAAACUAGAAGGAAAUCUUGAAGCUAACAAGAAUGAGUUCAAGGAAGUUUUGUCCUUAGAAAAUGAGUUGAGCAACCAGUUAUCAUGUUUGGAGAAAAGGAAGAAAGAGCUAGAAGAGCAGAUAGAUGCAAUUAAAGCCAACAUUGCUGUUUUUCAAUCGGCUAAGGUAACAGGUACAAAGAGAAAAAGGGAAGUUUUUGAAGAAGCUAAAAUUCUCAAAGUACAAAGAGAUGAGUUGAAGGAACAAGUGCCUCACUUGAGAAAUGAAUUAGAAGUGGCCAAGAAAAACCAAGCACAUAUUCGAGCUGAAUGGUCAAAGCUUGGAGAAAAAUUUAACAAAAGCUUGAAUGCGAUGAAUUGUGAGUACUUGGAUGGUAAAUCCAUCGAGGAUUGUCCUCAGGAAAAUUCCAUUUAAGAAUCUGAAUGUCAAUUUUAACUAAUAUCAAUACCUUCAAUCUUCAUACCGACUCCAUGAUGAGCUAAAAGUAAGCUCUGAUAUUUGUUAUACCUAUGCUGAAAAAUGAAGCAUUUUUACCAUUGAUUUUAA